CAGUCAAGAGAUCUUUCUUGGCUGCAUCGUAAGCAAUCGUAAGCAUGUCAACUCACAAGAAAAAAACUAGGAAACUUCGUGGACAUGUGAGCCACGGUCACGGCCGUAUCGGAAAGCACAGGAAGCAUCCUGGCGGUCGUGGUAAUGCUGGUGGUUUGCAUCAUCAUCGAAUAAAUUUUGAUAAAUACCAUCCUGGUUACUUUGGAAAGCUGGGUAUGAGGAAUUACCACUUAAGACGUAAUACUAAGUGGUGUCCUACAUUAAAUUUAGAUAAAUUAUGGACGUUGGUCUCUGAACAGACCAGGUUAAAGUACAAGGAUGUCGAGGGCAAAGCACCAGUAAUUGAUCUUGUGAAAGCUGGAUAUUACAAACUCUUGGGAAAAGGACGUUUACCAAAACAACCUGUUAUUGUCAAAGCUAAAUUUUUCAGUAAAUUGGCUGAAGACAAAAUUAAGGCAGUCGGCGGUGCAUGCGUCCUGUGUGCAUAAAUACCGAUAUCAAUAUCUGGAGAAGUCGACACUUGGAUAACAUCUGGAAAUAUACUUGAAGUUACAAAGAUAAAUGUCCCUUCAAAAAAUUAAUAAAUUAACAUCUUUUUCCCAACA
Dinoponera quadriceps is the source of this 605-nucleotide messenger RNA. RefSeq names its product 60S ribosomal protein L27a (gene RpL27A). NCBI's taxonomy places the organism in Eukaryota, Metazoa, Arthropoda, Insecta, Hymenoptera, Formicidae. Gene Ontology annotation, molecular function: structural constituent of ribosome. The record is from RefSeq and is a predicted model, not a curated record. The coding region runs from base 45 to 488 and encodes 147 amino acids. Gene Ontology annotation, biological process: translation. Gene Ontology annotation, cellular component: ribosome; cytosolic large ribosomal subunit. The transcript has 7 exons.